Messenger RNA from Triticum dicoccoides, 1388 nucleotides. Its product is annotated as 1-aminocyclopropane-1-carboxylate oxidase homolog 1-like. The coding region runs from base 91 to 1200 and encodes 369 amino acids. The record is from RefSeq and is a predicted model, not a curated record. The transcript is spliced from 3 exons. Lineage: Eukaryota; Viridiplantae; Streptophyta; Magnoliopsida; Poales; Poaceae.
AGGAUAGAGCCACCUCUGCCUCUGGCCUCAGACACUGCCUGCCGCACCCGCGCCCGGAGAAGAGCCAACGAUACCUCGACGGCGUCGCCCAUGGCCGCCGCGUACGACCGCACGGCCGACCUCCGCGCGCUGGACGCCACCUGCUCCGGCGUCCGCGGCCUCGUCGCCUCCGGCGUCACGCAGCUCCCCCGCAUCUUCCGCGUCCCCGACGACGUCCACCAGCCACGACCACAACCACCGCCACCGCAAGCCCCACCCCAAGAACCGCCGUCCUCGUCAGCGGCAACCGUCCCGGUUAUUGAUCUCAACGGCGACGACCGUGACGACGUGGUCGCGGCCGUCCGCCGGGCCGCGGCGGAGUGGGGGUUCUUCCAGGUGACGGGGCACGGGGUGCCGGAGGCGGCGAUGGCAGCGGCGACGGACGCGGUGCGGGGCUUCCACGAGGCCGACGGCGGCGAGGGCAGCGACAAGGCCAGGCUCUACUCGCGCGAGCCGGCGAGGGCGGUCAAGUACCACUGCAACUUCGACCUGUACCAGUCGCCGGUGGCGAACUGGCGCGACACGCUCUACCUCCGCAUGGCCCCCGACCCGCCCGACGCCGGCGACCUGCCGGACAGCUGCCGCGAUGCUCUGUUUGAAUACGCCAAACAAGUGAAGAAUUUGGGGAGCACUCUAUUCGAGCUGCUCUCGGAGGCUCUUGGGCUCAAACCGAGCUACUUGACCGAUAUAGAGUGCAACCAAGGACAGAUCAUACUCUGCCACUACUACCCUCCGUGCCCCCAGCCCGAACUCGCCAUCGGGACAAGCCGGCAUUCAGACUCCGGCUUCCUGACCAUACUUCUCCAAGAUGAAAUCGGAGGCCUCCAGAUCCUCCAUGAGGACCGGUGGGUAGAUGUCACGCCAACACCUGGAGCAUUCAUUGUCAACAUCGGCGAUCUCCUACAGCUGAUCUCCAACGACGGGUUCAGGAGUGUGGAGCAUAGGGUGUCGGCGAAGAACGCUGCGCCGAGGGUCUCGAUCGCGUGCUUCUUCAGCACGCAUUUCCACCCUGCCUCAACGAGAAUGUACGGUCCGAUCAAGGAGCUGCUGUCCGAUGAGAACCCGCCAUUGUACAGGGAGACCCUCGUCAGAGACUACAUCAAACAUUACUAUUCCAUCGGGUUAGAUGCAAAAACUGCUAUCUCUGAUUUCCGGUUGUGAAUUGUGAAGGAGAGUUUGUGUCCUCAUAGUACUAUACACUAUAUCAAUGUACCUGGAACAUUGAUAAGUUGAGCAGUUUGUAAUGCUAGAAAAAUGGCAGUACAAGUGCCAUUAUAUUGUAUUGUAUACAUUUGGUACAGGGGUGAUUAUAUUGUGUACAUUUGGUAUAGAAGGGCACUAGUUUGGUA